Linum trigynum is the source of this 1125-nucleotide messenger RNA. The record is from the annotation of a GenBank genome assembly. NCBI's taxonomy places the organism in Eukaryota, Viridiplantae, Streptophyta, Magnoliopsida, Malpighiales, Linaceae.
AUGGGAUUUGAUGAAGUUGAGGACCCUAAGUGCCCGCCAAUAUAUUUCUCUCCAGCCGAAGAACGUCUUUAUUGCAGAAACCUCCGAUCAGCUUUGGUGGUUAAAGCGCUAGGCCGAGCUGUCUCAUAUACAGCGGUCUCCUUAAGACUGAAUGCGAUAUGGGAAAAGGCGGGUAUCCAGGUCACGUCUAUGAAAAAUGGCUACUUCCUCGUCCGAUUCACGAAUGGAAUGGACUAUGACAGAGAGGUCAUGAACGGACCUUGGAUGAUAGGACCAAACUAUCUGACAGUGCAUAUGUGGGACAAGGACUUUGACCCAUACAACCAUGAAGUGGCGUCCACGGUGGCCUGGGCUCGAUUGCUCGAGAUUCCUAUUCAAUACUUUCACCAGGAUGCAGUUAUGAAGAUCGGGCGCCGCAUUGGCAUACCAAUUCGGAUAGAUGAAGCUACUCGAACUGUAGCGCGUAGCGACUAUGCUCGUGUAUGUGUCCAGGUUGACCUAACCAAACCACUGCUGUCCAAGUUCUCUAUUAAUGGCAAAAAGUACUUUGUUCAGUACGAGGGGCUUGAAAAGAUUUGCCUCAAUUGUGGUACGUACUCCGAGAGGGGGGCGUGUACAUGCACUAAGCUACAUGAGCCAAUGGAAGCGGAGGAAGUGAACAAGACGAUGGAGCCUCAGGAAAAGCAAACAGAAAAAACCUACGGGGAAUGGAUGAUUGCAAAAAGGAAACCACGGGCAGGAAAGAAAGACCAGGGAGGAGGGAUGCGUCAUGACAAGGCCGCCUCCAGCCCAAGUGAGACGAGGAUCCCAGGAGGUUCCCGGUUUGAGGCACUUCUCGUGGAAGAGACCAUCGAAACUCAACAGACACAGCCGACAGAAAUGAGGGAGGAUCAUGUUUCUGGCAAGACCCAUCAUGCCAAGGGAUCAGGAAGGGCAAAUAACGAACAUACUCAAGAGACCCAACGAACAAGCAAUGGGGAAUCGGAUCCUGUACUAGCAGGAAAGGAUAAGUUGCAAGACAAGCCCAGCAUCGCAAAAAAAGGACCCAUCCAACCGGCGGAGAACAAAGAAUUAAGGGUACGAGGACAGAGAAGGAGAUGGAUACGAACCCCGAGCAUACCAUAA